AUGGGCACUCCGAGAUUUUCUUAUUCCAAGGUUACUUAUCAUCUACAAAGAGUAAACUUCAGGAAUCAGUUUGGAGAUUAUGUUUUUUUUGAUGAGAAAGGCAAUCCUCCGGCUUCCUAUGAUAUCAUUAACUGGCAGCUCAAAAAUGGACAGGUACAACAUGUGACUGUGGGUCAUUUUGGAUCUACUAAAAAUGGAGAUUAUUCACUAACCAUACAGGAGGAAAAAAUAGUUUGGAGGACAGGAAACAACGUUCCUACAUCACUGUGCUCUAAUGAUUGCCCAACAGGGACAAGGAAAGCCCAAAUCAGAGGGAAACCAACAUGCUGUUUUGAUUGCAUCCCAUGUGCAGAUGGAACAAUAGCCAAUAUAACAGGUGCAAUGGACUGCAAAGCCUGUCCCAAGGAAUACUGGUCCAAUAAGAGACGAAAUGAGUGUAUUCCAAAAGUGAUCGAGUUUCUGACGUACUCUGAGCCCAUGGGAAUAGCUCUCACAGCUGUAGCCUUGCUAGGGGCCUUCCUGUCUCUGCUCACGCUGACAAUUUUUAUCCACUAUAGAGAAACUCCAGUAAUAAAGGCCAGCAACUGGGAGCUAAGCUGCUUCUUGUUGUUUUCUCUCUUUCUGUGUUUUCUUUGCCCUCUCACUUUCAUUGGUAGACCUACAGCCUGGACAUGCAUGCUGCGCCACACAGCUUUUGGUGUGACAUUUGCACUUUGUAUUUCCUGCGUCUUAGGAAAAACGAUUGUUGUUGUAACUGCAUUCAAAGUCGUACACCCCAGCAACAAAGUUAUAGGACAGUUUGGUCCAAUUCAACAAAGAAUUAUCGUUUGCUCUUGCACUUUGAUUCAAGCAAUUAUAUGUAUAUUAUGGCUGAAGUUAAAUCCACCUUUUCCUGACAAAAUUUUCAGAUACAGUAACAAGAAAAUAGUUUUAGAAUGCAACACAGGGUCUGAGGUUGCUUUUUAUGCAGUACUAGGAUACAUAGGGAUUCUUGCAGUAAUAUGUUUAAUCCUUGCAUUUCUAGCAAGAAAAUUGCCAGAUAAUUUUAAUGAAGCCAAAUGCAUAACUUUCAGCAUGCUGAUAUUCUGUGCUGUCUGGAUCACUUUUAUCCCAGCAUAUGUCAGCUCUCCAGGAAAAUUUACUGUAGCUGUGGAGAUUUUUGCAAUUUUGUCAUCUGCAUUUGGUUUACUGAUCAGCAUAUUUGCCCCAAAAUGUUACAUAAUCUUGAUAAAGCCAGAGAAAAACACAAAAAAGUAUGUCAUGAGAACAAAUGGCAAUAAAAAUCAUAAUUUGAAAAUAAAAGAUAAUAUUCACUCUCUUUACACGAUUCCAGUGUAUGAGUGAGACGUUCCAAAAUAAUUAGUAAAAAACUUGAAUAGUUAUAUAC
Molecule: messenger RNA, 1387 nt
Organism: Fundulus heteroclitus (mummichog)
Lineage: Eukaryota; Metazoa; Chordata; Actinopteri; Cyprinodontiformes; Fundulidae
Product: extracellular calcium-sensing receptor-like
Exons: 4
Coding region: 1-1344 (447 amino acids)
Biological process (GO): G protein-coupled receptor signaling pathway
Cellular component (GO): membrane
Molecular function (GO): G protein-coupled receptor activity
Source: RefSeq, a predicted model, not a curated record